Tyto alba (common barn owl) is the source of this 1904-nucleotide messenger RNA. RefSeq names its product kelch domain containing 10 (gene KLHDC10). The transcript has 9 exons. Gene Ontology annotation, molecular function: protein binding. The record is from RefSeq and is a predicted model, not a curated record. Bases 17 to 1213 code for a protein of 398 amino acids. NCBI's taxonomy places the organism in Eukaryota, Metazoa, Chordata, Aves, Strigiformes, Tytonidae. Gene Ontology annotation, biological process: positive regulation of stress-activated MAPK cascade.
AGGAGCGAGCGAGGCCAUGUCGGCGGCGGACGGUGCCCGGGAGGGCGUCAGGGAGGGCUCGGCCGGCGCGGCGGGUGAUGCCGGCGGCGGCCUCCUCAACCGUUUCGUGCAGCUGCCGGUCAGGCCGCUCUGGCCGGGCCACAGAUCUCCACCAGCAAGAAGUGGCCAUCGUUGCGUGGCAGAUAAUGCCAACUUGUACGUGUUUGGAGGCUACAAUCCUGACUACGAUGAGUCCGGUGGGCCAGAGAAUGAAGAUUACCCGCUCUUCAGGGAACUCUGGCGAUACAACUUUGCUACGGACACCUGGCAUCAAAUGGGCACUGAAGGCUACAUGCCCAGGGAAUUAGCCUCCAUGUCACUUGUAUUGCACGGCAACAACCUGCUUGUGUUCGGGGGCACCGGGAUCCCCUUUGGGGAGAGCAAUGGCAACGACGUCCACGUCUGCAACGUCAAGUACAAACGAUGGGCUCUGCUCAGCUGCCGAGGAAAGAAACCCAAUCGAAUUUAUGGCCAGGCCAUGGCCAUCAUCAAUGGUUGUCUCUACGUGUUUGGAGGAACAACUGGUUACAUUUACAGUACUGACCUACACAAGCUAGACCUCAACACUAGAGAGUGGACCCAGCUGAAACCAAACAAUAUGUCCUGUGACAUGCCAGAGGAGAGGUACAGACAUGAAAUCGCACAUGAUGGUCAGCGGAUUUAUAUCUUGGGAGGUGGAACUUCCUGGACAGCUUAUUCCUUAGAUAAGAUCCAUGCGUACAACCUUGAAACCAACACCUGGGAGGAAAUUGCCACAAAACCUCAUGAAAAAGUUGGCUUCCCAGCAGCCAGAAGAUGCCACAGCUGCGUUCAGAUCAAAAAUGAUGUGUUCGUUUGUGGAGGUUAUAAUGGAGAAGUGAUUCUGGGAGAUGUUUGGAAGCUGAAUCUGCAGACUUUCCAGUGGGUCAAGCUCCCAGCUGCUAUGCCAGAACCAGUGUAUUUUCACUGUGCUGCUGUCACACCAGCUGGCUGCAUGUAUGUUCACGGAGGGGUGGUCAACAUCCAUGAAAACAAACGGACUGGCUCUCUGUUUAAAAUGUGGCUGGUGGUACCCAGCCUGCUGGAACUGUCGUGGGAGAAGCUUCUGGAAUAUUUCCCUCAUCUAGCAACUCUCUCCAGAUCUCAGCUUUUGCACCUUGGACUGACGCAGGGACUCGUUGAGCGACUAAAAUGAGAACGUCUCGUGCUUCUGUCCAAGACACACUACGUCCAAGAAGCCCCCUCCAGCCCCCCCUAUUUAUGGAUACUGUGGAUGGUCUUGCUAAGAACAUGGAGGAACCUGCUCAACGCCUUAUUCAGCAAAUACAUCGAUGCCUUUCUAGAAAUUUUUAAGUUGUUGAAAAUCCACUUUUUAUUUAUGGAUCUCUAAAUUACACCAUUAAUCAAAAAUACUCUCUGGGACUAAUCCAUAACAUCCAGCCAUCAGCACAUGCUCGCGAUUUAAUGGGGGAGGGUGGGGAGCUUUGCAAAUGUCUGAGCCCAUGCUUACACGUGGUGCACUCGACGUAGUAUUUUCACAAGCUGUAUCUAACGGAGGAUGUUCAAGGCAGAACAACAGCCGCCCCGUUCUUUUGCUUUGGAUAACACUCAUCCCCCCCUCCCCAACACCCAGCAGAGCUAUCCCUCUAUAAAACCCAAGAACUCCUUCCACUUGAAGGCUUUGCAUGUGUUUCAGGGGCAUGCUCCCAUCUCUUUGAGCUUCGGAAGACGGCUGGAACGUCGCACGGGGCAGCGAGCGAACCUUGGCCUGUGCAGCUUUUCCGGUGCAGUGUGCGGUGAUUUAAAACACCCCGUGUCUGUGUUCCUCACCUUUUCAUAUUGAAAGGUUUGCUUGGAAGACUGGUUAAACGUUGCCACUUAACGGA